Acanthosepion pharaonis is the source of this 2328-nucleotide messenger RNA. NCBI's taxonomy places the organism in Eukaryota, Metazoa, Mollusca, Cephalopoda, Sepiida, Sepiidae. The record is from the annotation of a GenBank genome assembly.
AUGUACGAAAUAGAGGAAAGUAUAUGUAUCUACCUGUCUGUACAUCUAUCUAUCUAUCUAUCUAUCUAUCUAUCUAUCUAUCUAUCUAUGUCUAAAAAAAAAUAUUUAAAACGAAAAAACAAAUCUAUCUAUCUCCGUCUCUCUAUCUCCAUCUCUCUAUCUCUCUAUCUAUCUAUCUCUCUAUCUCUCUAUCUAUCUCUCCAUCUAUCUCUCUAUCUAUCUCUCUAUCUAUCUCUAUAUAUAUCUAUCUAUCUAUAUAUCUAUCUCUCUAUCUAUCUCCAUCUCUCUAUCUAUCUAUCUCCAUCUCCCCAUCUCUCUAUCUGUCUAUCUCCAUCUCCCCAUCUCUCUAUCUGUCUAUCUCCAUCUCCCCAUCUCUAUCUGUCUAUCUCCAUCUCCCCAUCUCUCUAUCUGUCUAUCUCCAUCUCCCCAUCUCUAUAUCUAUCUCCAUCUCCCCAUCUCUCUAUCUGUCUAUCUCCAUCUCCCCAUCUCUAUCUGUCUAUCUCCAUCUCCCCAUCUCUCAUCUGUCUAUCUCCAUCUCCCCAUCUCUCUAUCUGUCUAUCUCCAUCUCCCCAUCUCUCUAUCUGUCUAUCUCCAUCUCCCCAUCUCUCUAUCUGUCUAUCUCCAUCUCCCCAUCUCUAUCUGUCUAUCUCCAUCUCCCCAUCUAUCUAUCCAUCUCCCAUCUCUCCAUCUCUCUAUCUCCAUCUCCCCAUCUCCAUCUCUCUAUCCCCAUCUAUCUCAUCUGUCUAUCUCCAUCUCCCCAUCUCUCUAUCUGUCUAUCUCCAUCUCCCCAUCUCUAUCUGUCUAUCUCCAUCUCCCCAUCUCUCUAUCUGUCUAUCUCCAUCUCCCCAUCUCUCUAUCUGUCUAUCUCCAUCUCCCCAUCUCUCUAUCUGUCUAUCUCCAUCUCCCAUCUCUAUCUGUCUAUCUCCAUCUCCCCAUCUCUCUAUCUGUCUAUCUCCAUCUCCCCCAUCUCUCUAUCUGUCUAUCUCCAUCUCCCCAUCUCUAUCUGUCUAUCUCCAUCUCCCCAUCUCUCUAUCUGUCUAUCUCCAUCUCCCCAUCUCUCUAUCUGUCUAUCUCCAUCUCCCCAUCUCUAUCUGUCUAUCUCCAUCUCCCCCAUCUCUCUAUCUGUCUAUCUCCAUCUCCCCAUCUAUCUCCAUCUCCCAUCUCUAUCUCCAUCUCUCCAUCUCUAUCUGUCUAUCUCCAUCUCCCCAUCUCUCUAUCUGUCAUCUCCAUCUCCCCAUCUCUCUAUCUGUCUAUCCCCCAUCUCCCCCAUCUCUCUAUCUGUCUAUCUCCAUCUCCCCAUCUCUCUAUCUGUCUAUCUCCAUCUCCCCAUCUCUCUAUCUGUCUAUCUCCAUCUCCCAUCUCUCUAUCUGUCUAUCUCCAUCUCCCCAUCUCUCUAUCUGUCUAUCUCCAUCUCCCCAUCUCUAUCUGUCUAUCUCCAUCUCCCCAUCUCUCUAUCUGUCUAUCUCCAUCUCCCCAUCUCUAUCUGUCUAUCUCCAUCUCCCCUCUCUCUAUCUGUCUAUCUCCAUCUCCCCAUCUCUCUAUCUGUCUAUCUAUCUCCCCAUCUCUCUAUCUGUCUAUCUCCAUCUCCCCAUCUCUCUAUCUGUCUAUCUCCAUCUCCCCAUCUCUCUAUCUGUCUAUCUCCAUCUCCCCAUCUCUCUAUCUGUCUAUCUCCAUCUCCCCAUCUCUCUAUCUGUCUAUCUCCAUCUCCCCAUCUCUCUAUCUGUCUAUCUCCAUCUCCCCAUCUCUCUAUCUAUCUCCAUCUCCCCAUCUCUCCAUCAUCUAUCUCCAUCUCCCCAUCUCUCUAUCUGUCUAUCUCCAUCUCCCCAUCUCUCUAUCUGUCUAUCUCCAUCUCCCCAUCUCUCUAUCUGUCUAUCUCCAUCUCCCAUCUCUCUAUCUGUCUAUCUCCAUCUCCCCAUCUCUCUAUCUGUCUAUCUCCAUCUCCCCAUCUCUCUAUCUGUCUAUCUCCAUCUCCCCAUCUCUCUAUCUGUCUAUCUCCAUCUCCCCAUCUCUAUCUGUCUAUCUCCAUCUCCCCAUCUCUCUAUCAUCUAUCAUCUCCCCAUCUCUAUCUGUCUAUCUCCAUCUCCCCAUCUCUCUAUCUGUCUAUCUCCAUCUCCAUCUCUCUAUCUCCAUCUCCCCAUCUAUCUCCAUCUCUCUAUCUCCAUCUCCCCAUCUAUCUCCAUCUCUCUAUCCAUCUCUCUAUCAUCUCCAUCUCUCUAUCCGUCUGUCUCCCUCCCUCUCUCUGUCUUUUUCUUUUUAGUCUGUAAGGCCACAAACAUGGAGCAACCUGUACAGAUUGAUCCCAGUGCAGUAUUAAGUCAACUAGACUAA